UGCAGACCAAAAUCACCUGAGAAGUCAUUCAGAGCUUUUGCUUUUUGCAAGAGUUGGGGUGGUCAUGGCAGGCCAUUUGGGUUGGGGUAUAAUAGAAGAAGAGGGCUGGAGGAAGGGACCUUGGACUGCUGAGGAAGAUAAAUUGCUUUUUGAGUAUGUCAGGCUGCAUGGUGAAGGACGAUGGAACUCUGUUGCUAGGAUUGUAGGGUUAAAAAGGAAUGGGAAGAGCUGUAGAUUGAGAUGGGUUAAUUAUUUGAGGCCAGACCUCAAGAGGGGGCAGAUAACCCCUCAUGAAGAGAGCAUAAUUCUAGAGCUGCAUGCUAGGUGGGGGAACAGGUGGUCAACAAUUGCUCGAAGCUUGCCAGGAAGAACAGACAAUGAGAUAAAAAAUUACUGGAGGACCCAUUUCAAGAAAAAAGCUAAAGUCCCUUCUGAUGCUUCUAAAAAGGCAAAAACUCGACUCCUAAGGAAGCAGCAAUUUCAUCAGCAGCAGCAGCAACAACAACAACAACAACAAUGUCAACAAAUACAACAACAACAACAACAGUUGCAGAUGAAUCAAGUGGACAUGGAAAGGAUCAUGGCCCUGCUCGAUGAAAACGAGCAUAGAGCAACAUCUCAACCUCAGGUGAAGCAUGGGAUGACCACCAUUUUCCCAAACACCAUCGAGGAGCAGAAUUAUCUUUCCUCCUUGCUCCAUAGCAACUUGCCUGUUCCUGAGGCCUCAAACGAGGAUAUAAUAUGGGAUGGAUUGUGGAUGGAUGAUGUCCAUGGCAACUUCAAUAUUGUAGCAAGUGCGACAAGCAGAGCUUCUUUGCAUAAUCUAGUCACUCCCUUCAGUUAAAGUUUGACAAAUCUCAGUUUUCUUAGCUUACUAUAUCACUACCUUUUCAUUGAAGUGAUCAGGCUCUUAAAUAGGGGCUUCAAACUGCUGCACAUAUGCAGAACAUCUGGGCUUUUCAUGAUGCAGUCUGGGCAAACUACUAUGUAUUUUGACAAUAAAGUGGUCGAAAACAUCACGUGUGUGGCACGUAACAUGAAAAGGGUUAUUUUAGUUGUUGUACUCCAAUUAUUAAACCAGCCCUUGGGGAGGUUUAAAUAUCUUUCAUGUUUCAGCCAGUGGUAUCGUGCUGCAAUUAUUCAUAGGGGCUUUGUGUUGAUUCCCGGAAGGUACAAAGAUCAAUACAAGAAAAGAAAAGGGCUUAGUUU
Messenger RNA from Carya illinoinensis, 1209 nucleotides. Its product is annotated as transcription factor MYB2-like. The record is from RefSeq and is a predicted model, not a curated record. NCBI's taxonomy places the organism in Eukaryota, Viridiplantae, Streptophyta, Magnoliopsida, Fagales, Juglandaceae. Gene Ontology annotation, cellular component: nucleus. Gene Ontology annotation, molecular function: sequence-specific DNA binding; DNA-binding transcription factor activity. The transcript has 3 exons. Gene Ontology annotation, biological process: regulation of DNA-templated transcription. Bases 65 to 844 code for a protein of 259 amino acids.